AUGGCCAAAAAGAAGAGAAAGAACAACGCGCCCCAACCAAGGAGACCGGCACCGAGUGAGAGACGCCAGGUUGUCUCUUACGAUGAUAUCGAAGGAGAGGCAGCGCCCCCCAUCCCACGACAGAAAGUCUCGUAUGGCAGCGACUCCGACAACGACGACGAGGCCGACCAGGCACCCGAUCAGAGACAUGCAGUUGUGUCCAAAGAGGCCCUCAAGGAAAGAGAGCGCCCACAAACAGACGUCACCUAUGGCCAAGUAGGCGCCUUCCCUGGUCUGGACCCGCGCGACAAGGAGCCGUUCUAUGGCCCUGCCAACGAUGGUCUAGAUUACCUCCGCAUGGUCAGAUCUGAAGCACGCGGUAUCCCACACAUCGUCAGCGCACCACCUCCCAAACCGCCUCAGCCUGUCGACUGCGAUGAUGACGAUUACGAAGAGCAUGUCGACGACUACGGUGGCUACUACGAGGAAGAGUCGGAAGGCGAACACGAAGAGGGCUGGUACGAAGAUGGCGCUUAUGUGGCCCCGUCCCUUGCCGCUCCUGUCAUUGGUCCCGUCCAGCCAGGCAUGAAAGCUCAGGACGCCUUCUACGAUGCCAUCAAAGCUCGUUUCGAAAGGCUUCGUCACAACCUGCGAGCUUCGCCGUCUAUCCACGCUGUUCAAAGUCUAGACGACCAGCACCCAAUCUCUCUUCCUUUUGGCAACAGGAUGGCUGACAAGGAGUGGAAGCACCAUCUUCUACACACCACUCCUCUCCCUGCCCAACUCGCCUCACUUGACUCCCCGUCUAUCCUUCGCCUACUGAAGCUUGUCGAAGGUCAAAUAGAGAAUUGUCGCAAAACAAACAUUCCGCCAAACAUCGGUCUGUGGGCCUGGUCUUUACUGGCCAAACUGGACGAUGUCGGUUUGUUGCAGACCAGAGAAGUCAGCGUAGUUCGAGAUUUGGCAAAGAUGGCCAUCUGGGUACGUAUGAUGCAUCACAAAGCCAAGCACGGUAGGUCGAAUGAUCCUGAUUACGAACACCUCGACCACUAUCCAGAGGACAAUGCUGCCCAGCAAGAAGAAGGCGAAGUUGUCGACGGAGAUCAAGCCGAUACCACUCAAAUCGAUGUGCCACAGGUCAAGCCAGUGGAACCCGCUGUGCAAGCUCGGAUUCAAGAAGAGAUUACUUCAGCUCGGGAUGAGAAUGGCGAUGCGGCUAUGGACUUGGACUACUCUGAAGACCAACUCUUGGAUGCCAUUGCUGCUAAGAAGCGCCAGCUACAGACCGAAGCUGAAGUUCAAGAGGAAAAGCAGGAACAAGAAGAGUUCCCUGACACUAACACAUGUGUGACUAUUGACAUGCUUGUCACAGUAGCCAGCGAGUUCUACGGUCAGAAAGAUCUUCUCGUUGGCCGCUUGGCAUGGGACCAUCCUACCGAUUGA
This is a messenger RNA of Aureobasidium subglaciale EXF-2481, 1422 nucleotides long. RefSeq lists its product as uncharacterized. The transcript has 2 exons. NCBI's taxonomy places the organism in Eukaryota, Fungi, Ascomycota, Dothideomycetes, Dothideales, Saccotheciaceae. Gene Ontology annotation, biological process: spliceosomal snRNP assembly. Gene Ontology annotation, cellular component: SMN complex; nucleus. The record is from RefSeq and is a predicted model, not a curated record. The coding region runs from base 1 to 1422 and encodes 473 amino acids.